Molecule: messenger RNA, 3108 nt
Organism: Scaptodrosophila lebanonensis
Lineage: Eukaryota; Metazoa; Arthropoda; Insecta; Diptera; Drosophilidae
Gene: fest
Exons: 7
Coding region: 261-1748 (495 amino acids)
Source: RefSeq, a predicted model, not a curated record
CUCAGUGUAGAGAUAAGUCAUUCUUUAGAAAAUUGCCGCAGCGAGCAGAGCUCUUGAAAAGUAUAAAACUAAAAAAAUAAAAAAUUAAAUUCCUCUCUUUGAGUCGUUGUGUUUUCGUGCCAAGAAAAUAUUGUUUUCCGCAUUGUGUGCACUCGCGUACACCUCUCAAAAAUACAAACAAAAAAAAAAAAAACGGUAGUGUGAUUUCAAUACUUUUACUCAGAAACAAAAAUCAAGAAACGUAGAAGUGAAUCGCGAAAAUGGUGACCGAAUCGAAAACAGUUACCAAGACAACCACCAAAGAGGUGCAGUGCCAGCACACGGGAUGUGACGAACCCAAACAGGAUCCGCACACCCCGAAAAGUGGCCGUGUGGGCAUUUUCAAUGCGGAAGACUUCCUAACGCGUGCGCAAAUGAAUGACAAGAUUAACAACAUUUUGCGUUCGCCGACAAAGGCUCCGAAUGGCGUGCGCCAACGUUCGGUCUUCACCAACAACAAUCCAUCGCCGCAAGCGACUGUGCGCUGCUUGCCUACACUAGGUCCGCGCAUGAGCAACCUGUCAAUUGGCAGCUUGGAGCGUGGUAGCACCAGCAGCCUGACUAAUAGCGCUAGUGUUGGCACCAAUACCAAUGUAUUGGCCAAGGAGUGCUCGAGCCAGACUAACACCACCGGGCGCGCUUUUAUGCCCAUCGGCAUGCACUUGCCGUCCUCGCAUUCGCAGUAUGGCGGACUGAAUGCUGGGGGCGCUAGCUAUGAGCCAGUUGGUCUGGCCCCGUGCAGCAGCAACAUCUCGCGUGGCAGCAAUGGACUAGGUGGCCGCUAUCCGAUGACUCCGGUGACUCCGUUUGCUUUCGAAAAUGACAGCGCCUAUUGCAUGUCCCAGACUCACCACACUCAACAAUUUCCAUCACCUAUGCCGCCACCACCCUAUGCUUUGGGGCGCGUAAGCUCGCGUACAUUCGAGUUCGAGAACAAUACACCACCGCCUUGCCCAGGAUCAGGCCCCAUUGCCAUGUCCAAUGGUACCAUCCAACUGCGUUUGCGUGAGGGCGUACGUAUUGACAUGACCUUGGACAAGGCCGUACGCGUUCUAAAUCAGCGCAGCAUGGUGGCUGUGGCAUUAUCGCGCAACUGCAGCAACUCUGCCCUGAUCCACCCAAAUGGCCGCAUUCUGCAGAGCGGCUCCAAGGUGGAGAUUGUAACAUACGAUGGCAUGAAGACAAAUAAUUUCGUGCGGUAUGCCAAAAUGUGGUAUAAGGGAGUGAGUUUUACAAGUGAGUCGUGCGCUCUUAUUUAUCUGGUGGAUACCGCUGGCACACGCACCACAACUGACAAUUUCACUGAUCUGACAAAGGACUAUACUUUGGCAGUAUUCUAUGACGACUCGCGCCACGGCCCUUCCUUUGUGCCGGAUGCACAUGAGGUAAUUGCCAAUUCCUCGUAUACUUGCGCUGAGGAUGGAACUGAGGUGUAUGACAUCAAUGGUUUUCGUAUAACUCAAGCCGCCGAUGGGCUGGUAAAGCUAACUCGCCAGCACAACAAGUGCCUUAUUCGCACUAGUCCUGGCAAUGGAUCCGCCACUCUAACUACGCCCGGAAUCCACUGCACUGCCUCGCUGGGCAAGACUUCCCAUCUAUUUGUGCGCCGUAAUGAGAAGCGCAUGCAUUUCGAUGGCUCUUGCUUCAUUGUACGUAAUGCUGGCCACUCGGCUGGUUUUAAUGAGAAUAAUCUCCUGAUUGUCUACUAAAUCAAGCAAUACCCUCACACACAAACAAACACAUUCACACACAAUUUCAUUACAAACACAUACACACUAACACCAAUCUCAGUGUAGUGUACGAGGAGUCGUUGCGUCGAGUUAUGCAGCGUGGAGAGGGAUAGGAACAUUAAAUUAAAAAUUAAAACAAAAAAAAAUUAUAUAAAAUAAUAAUUACAUAUAAGGCUCAUAAAAAAGGCGCGAGCAACGACGGCAUCUAAUAACCUCAGUCGAUUUUUCACACAAAAACCCAUUAAGGAUAGUUCCGUGAAACAAUUGUAAGCUGCUCGUUACUUGGCGUAUGCGCAAUGCAACUAUUGAAGAAUAAGUCUUUUACUAUCUUUUUUUUCCAAACGCUACAGUUAAUCGUAGUAGUAGUAAGUUAGGGUGUCAGUCCACAUCGCUGCCUACUACUUGAAACGCUGGCCUAUACAGCCAACUGCCCUGAACGAACAGUGCCAGCGUUUGGUUUUUCCUAUAUAUUUCGGCUUAGCAAAAGUGUUCAUCUUAUUUUGGCAUAAAAUAAAUUAUUUCAAAAUUCGUCAAUAUGGCACAAAAAUGUUUUUAUAAAAAAAAUCAUACCUAUAUGAAAAAACAAAAAAAAAAAAAAAAAUGAAUAUAAGUUGAUUCAAAAUUAAGCACAAAGGUGUUACGAGAUCACGUUUUUUGCGGCAGGAAAAGUGUGUUCAACAGCUAGUAGGCAGCGUCUUAGUGAGUGGCCGCGGUUUAUUUAUCGAGGAAAGGAUAUAAGUCAUGUGUAUAUUAUUCCUCUGACACAUCACACACAGCUGUACCGCAGGGCCGAUUACAGUUAUAGUUCUAAGUUACAGUUGAGGUUAGUUUUUCACGUAUUUGCAAUCCAAGCAUGUUCAUCCACCUAAAACACGAACGUGAAAGUGAAAUAUGUCGAAAGUUUACAAACCCAAAAUUUGUAGUUAAUUAAGUUUUCACACACAAUUGCAACCUUUAUAUAGAUAUAUACGAGUACAUGUAUAUUAUUUAUAUAAAUAGAAAAUCACCUCAGCCAUGGUGGGACUUUAAAAGUGAGAAAUGCACAAAACAACAUCAUUCAAAUACAAAAGUUUAAGAUACUAACACACACCUACAGAACACACCAUCUCCACACAGAGCACACAAACGACACAACACAGCAUAAUUAACAUAAAACUCGUUAUGGCACAACACAUUAUGAACACUUGAAAAAAUGCAAACCGAGCGACGAGUGAAGCAUAUUUCAAUAAAAAACAGCCUUAUUUCAAUCUCCAACAUCAAAAUUCUCAAACAUGUAAAACGAAAUUUAUGUAUUAUCGGCUGUGAAACUGCAAAUAAAUGGAUGAUAUUUAACAAAAUG